Messenger RNA from Danaus plexippus (monarch butterfly), 4537 nucleotides. Its product is annotated as anoctamin-6-like. Lineage: Eukaryota; Metazoa; Arthropoda; Insecta; Lepidoptera; Nymphalidae. The coding region runs from base 115 to 4359 and encodes 1414 amino acids. Gene Ontology annotation, cellular component: plasma membrane. The record is from RefSeq and is a predicted model, not a curated record. Gene Ontology annotation, molecular function: protein dimerization activity; chloride channel activity. Gene Ontology annotation, biological process: chloride transmembrane transport. The transcript has 36 exons.
AAAAUUUAAGUACAUGUUCUAAUUUACACUGACACUCCCUGUCAAUUUUGUUGAUUUUUAUUUAUAUACUUUUAUAUUUAUUAUUAUAUUUUAGAAUACUGGUUUUAUGUAAUAAUGGAGCAAGGGGAUCUCAAAAAACUGUCAGAAGAAUCCACAAUUGCAAAAGUAGGAAAAGAAAAGUUUUCAUCCUUAACUGGAUAUUUCAAUGAGAGCAAUAAAAGGAUUGAUAUAGUUUUAGUCUUUAAGGAUGAUGGUAACGAUGAGACGAAAAGGAUGCGUUUAAAUUUCUUAAUGAAUGCUAUUCAAGUCGGUUUAGAAGCUGAAGUGGAAUCAGGAAAAAUGGCCGAACAUCGAAAUUUAGUUUUCGUUAAACUUCAUGCUCCCGAUGAGAUAAUUGAACAAUACGGAUUGUAUUUUAACGAAAAACGAUAUUUUAAGGAUAGCCAUUUAGAGUUUGUUAAUCCGAUAUUCAACAUUUUUGGAACGAAAAAUGAAAGGGAGCUCCUUAAAAUAGUCAGAACUCAGUAUCCCGGACCAGACAAUUACUCGACUUUGGAACGCAGCACCAUUGUGUAUAAAUUAUUACUUGAGCUGCCAUUCGGUGAUAAUAUGAAUCAUUACGGAAUAAAUAAAUUAAUACAAAAAAACAUAUUUCUGGACGCAUUUGCUCUUCACGAUGGUCCAUAUUUUAUGAAACAAAAAUCUAAGUUGCUCACAACAAAUUUACGACAGAUUUUGUUUUAUAAAUGGUUAGGACUAAUAAAUAUAUGGAAGACGCAACCAAUUCAUAUGGUACACGAGUAUUUUGGAAACAGGGUUGCGCAAUACAUGGCGUUUUAUGAAUAUUUCAACAUAAUGCUUAUAAUUCUUGUCCUAUUUAGUUUUGUGACUACGUUUCGACUGUAUUCAAAUCAAGACACUUUUGAAGCACAUUUUACACCAAAAUUAAUGUGCGAGCUAAAUGUUAAAGCGUAUUUAUGCUCUGAGUGCCGAAACUUUACUCUUUGUCCAAGACUGUACCAACAAGCGUAUUGCCAGAGAUCAAAAUUUAGACAAAUUAUUGACAAGAAAGUGACUCUAGACCAUGGAAAAUAUGUCGUGAUUUGGGGAAUAUUCUUUUUAAUACCUUUGAGGUACAGAGAAAGAUAUCUAUCUUGGAUUUGGGAAGUACCUACGAAACAUAUUAGUAAUCUACUCAGACCUCAACGCUAUGAACUGUCAUCGAUUUUAACAAUUGGAAUAAGAAGUGUUGUCAAUUUAUUAACCGCUGCACUUGCAAUCCUUUGGACGUAUUUCCUGGUUCUGCUUUCGUUAGUUAUGUGGCAUUACCCUCGUUGGAAACGUUUACAAGAGACUGACAAAAGACGCAAACUCUACAAAGACCACGAAUACACGUAUAUGGCUGAGAUGGCUUUCGUACAUGCAAUCCUUACAAUCGUUGUUAAGGAGGUUUUCAUAGUACUAGCACUGUUAAUGACGAACUUCGAAAAUUACAAAACAUUUAUUAAACAUGAGAUAUCAAUAUCAAUAAAAUUGUUUUUCUUUUGUUUUAUGAAUUCUUAUACAGUCUUCGUUAUUUUCUCGUAUUUGGGGGUUUUUUUCUUUAAAAAUUAUUGGGAAAGCUUGAAUGAUUACAUGGGUCCCUUUGGGAGAAUGAACAACAUGUUAUCUUCAACUUUAGAUGAAAUUUGUCUGUCUGUAGUUGUAAUGACAAUUUUAGAGCAUGUCAUAUUUAGGCUUUUUGAUCUAUUUAAAAGUCAUCAAACGGAUUAUUCAUUUUUUUGUAAAAACGCUCCGUGUUGGGAGAGGGAAUACAAACUUAAACCAAUAACAGAAAACUUUUUUCAUAAAGGAUAUCAUAAACUCCUGAUGCAGUUUGCGCUUCUCACUUGUUAUUCGAUGUUAUUUCCUUUGGCGUCGUUAUGUAUACUUAUAAUAAAUCUUUGGGACUUGAGGCAAACUGCCUACGAGCUGUUAUUAACACACCGACGACCUUUACUAAUAAACAAUUCGGGGCCUGGAUUCUGGAAAAUAUUAUUUUUGAUUACUGCUCAUAUCGCUCCGUACUUUAACAUAACAGUUUUACUAUUUCAAUCAUGGCAUUUUCAUAGAACAUACAUAAGAAUCCGUAAAUUCCUAUACAGAUCCGGUAUUUUUGAAAAAGAAUAUCAAGAAAUGGAGAGUUACUUGAGAAAGCCUAAAUGUUGGCAUCCUUAUUUUUGCAAUAAAAAUAUACCAAUACAACAGGAUGAGCUGGGUAUUCGUUACGUAAUAUUGGUAAUGUCAGAAGAAUCCACAAUUGCAAAAGUAGGAAAAGAAAAGUUUUCAUCCUUAACUGGAUAUUUCAAUGAGAGCAAUAAAAGGAUUGAUAUAGUUUUAGUCUUUAAGGAUGAUGGUAACGAUGAGACGAAAAGGAUGCGUUUAAAUUUCUUAAUGAAUGCUAUUCAAGUCGGUUUAGAAGCUGAAGUGGAAUCAGGAAAAAUGGCCGAACAUCGAAAUUUAGUUUUCGUUAAACUUCAUGCUCCCGAUGAGAUAAUUGAACAAUACGGAUUGUAUUUUAACGAAAAACGAUAUUUUAAGGAUAGCCAUUUAGAGUUUGUUAAUCCGAUAUUCAACAUUUUUGGAACGAAAAAUGAAAGGGAGCUCCUUAAAAUAGUCAGAACUCAGUAUCCCGGACCAGACAAUUACUCGACUUUGGAACGCAGCACCAUUGUGUAUAAAUUAUUACUUGAGCUGCCAUUCGGUGAUAAUAUGAAUCAUUACGGAAUAAAUAAAUUAAUACAAAAAAACAUAUUUCUGGACGCAUUUGCUCUUCACGAUGGUCCAUAUUUUAUGAAACAAAAAUCUAAGUUGCUCACAACAAAUUUACGACAGAUUUUGUUUUAUAAAUGGUUAGGACUAAUAAAUAUAUGGAAGACGCAACCAAUUCAUAUGGUACACGAGUAUUUUGGAAACAGGGUUGCGCAAUACAUGGCGUUUUAUGAAUAUUUCAACAUAAUGCUUAUAAUUCUUGUCCUAUUUAGUUUUGUGACUACGUUUCGACUGUAUUCAAAUCAAGACACUUUUGAAGCACAUUUUACACCAAAAUUAACGUGCGAGCUAAAUAUUAGAACGUAUUUAUGCUCUGAGUGCCGAAACUUUACUCUUUGUCCAAGACUGUACCAAAAAGCGUAUUGCCAGAGAUCAAAAUUUAGACAAAUUAUUGACAAGAAAGUGACUCUAGACCAUGGAAAAUAUGUCGUGAUUUGGGGAAUAUUCUUUUUAAUACCUUUGAGGUACAGAGAAAGAUAUCUAUCUUGGAUUUGGGAAGUACCUACGAAACAUAUUAGUAAUCUACUCAGACCUCAACGCUAUGAACUGUCAUCGAUUUUAACAAUUGGAAUAAGAAGUGUUGUCAAUUUAUUAACCGCUGCACUUGCAAUCCUUUGGACGUAUUUCCUGGUUCUGCUUUCGUUAGUUAUGUGGCAUUACCCUCGUUGGAAACGUUUACAAGAGACUAAUAAAAGACGCAAACUCUACAAAGACCACGAAUACACGUAUAUGGCUGAGAUGGCUUUCGUACAUGCAAUCCUUACAAUCGUUGUUAAGGAGGUUUUCAUAGUACUAGCACUGUUAAUGACGAACUUCGAAAAUUACAAAACAUUUAUUAAACAUGAGAUAUCAAUAUCAAUAAAAUUGUUUUUCUUUUGUUUUAUGAAUUCUUAUACAGUCUUCGUUAUUUUCUCGUAUUUGGGGGUUUUUUUCUUUAAAAAUUAUUGGGAAAGCUUGAAUGAUUACAUGGGUCCCUUUGGGAGAAUGAACAACAUGUUAUCUUCAACUUUAGAUGAAAUUUGUCUGUCUGUAGUUGUAAUGACAAUUUUAGAGCAUGUCAUAUUUAGGCUUUUUGAUCUAUUUAAAAGUCAUCAAACGGAUUAUUCAUUUUUUUGUAAAAACGCUCCGUGUUGGAAGAGGGAAUACAAACUUAAACCAAUAACAGAAAACUUUUUUCAUAAAGGAUAUCAUAAACUCCUGAUGCAGUUUGCGCUUCUCACUUGUUAUUCGAUGUUAUUUCCUUUGGCGUCGUUAUGUAUACUUAUAAUAAAUCUUUGGGACUUGAGGCAAACUGCCUACGAGCUGUUAUUAACACACCGACGACCUUUACUAAUAAACAAUUCGGGGCCUGGAUUCUGGAAAAUAUUAUUUUUGAUUACUGCUCAUAUCGCUCCGUACUUUAACAUAACAGUUUUACUAUUUCAAUCAUGGCAUUUUCAUAGAACAUACAUAAGAAUCCGUAAAUUCCUAUACAGAUCCGGUAUUUUUACUUUGCAAAAAACAAUUAAAUUUAGCGUAAAAUUAUUACAAGAAUGCAGAAAUAUUUAAGAAUAUUUCCGGAGCAAACAGGUCUUUAAAUUAUACUAUUGCUCCUGUUUAAAAGAAACUCAAAAACUUAAUAGCUACAAAACUGACAAUAUUAUGUCCCUUAUAUUUUCAAAUAUAAGAGUAGGUAAAGCUUUUGUUAAAAUAUCUGCUAAUUGUUCAGAUUUUCAAACAUAUGUGA